UAUAAAACCGUUCCUGUUGACGUAACCCAGUCUCUUCCCUGCCUAUGCCCUCGUGAGGUGGGCAGUGUCAUAUCGUGUGUCUUCGUUUCCAAGCGAAUCCACAACCAUCCGUCAAAAUGGUGAACUUUACCGUAGACCAAAUCCGUGCCAUCAUGGACAAGAAGUCCAACAUCCGUAACAUGUCUGUGAUUGCGCACGUCGACCAUGGUAAGUCCACCCUGACAGACUCGCUGGUGUCGAAGGCUGGUAUCAUCGCAGGUUCCCGCGCCGGAGAGACCCGCUUCACCGACACACGAAAAGACGAGCAGGAGCGCUGCAUUACCAUCAAGUCAACCGCCAUCUCAAUGUACUACGAGCUCUCGGAGAACGACAUGGCCUUCAUCAAGCAGUGCAAAGAUGGUGUUGGGUUUCUCAUCAACCUGAUUGACUCUCCAGGCCACGUUGACUUCUCCUCUGAGGUCACAGCCGCUCUCCGUGUUACUGACGGGGCCCUGGUUGUUGUGGACUGCGUGUCAGGUGUGUGUGUGCAGACCGAGACUGUGCUCAGGCAGGCCAUUGCAGAGCGUAUCAAGCCUGUGCUGAUGAUGAACAAGAUGGACCGAGCCCUGCUGGAGCUGCAGCUGGAGCCAGAGGAUCUGUUCCAGACCUUCCAGCGCAUCGUGGAGAAUGUGAACGUCAUCAUCGCCACCUACGGAGAGGAUGAGGGUGGUCCCAUGGGCUCCAUCAUGAUUGACCCAGUCAUUGGAACUGUUGGCUUUGGGUCCGGACUUCACGGAUGGGCCUUCACCCUGAAGCAGUUUGCUGAGAUGUACGUGAUGAAGUUUGCCAAGGGUGAUGCCCAACUAGGACCAGCAGAGCGCUGCAAGAAGGUGGAGGACAUGAUGAAGAAGCUGUGGGGUGAAAGGUUUUUUGACCCUGCCACUGGCAAGUUCAGCAAGUCGGCCACCGGACCUGAUGGAAAGAAGCUCCCGCGUACCUUUUCUCAGCUCGUGCUGGACCCCAUCUUCAAGGUGUUCGAUGCCGUCAUGAACUUCAAGAAAGAGGAGACGGCCAAGCUGAUUGAGAAGCUGGACAUCAAGCUGGACAAUGAGGACAAGGAGAAGGAGGGCAAGCCCCUGCUGAAGGCUGUGAUGCGUCGCUGGCUGCCCGCCGGAGAGGCCCUGCUCCAGAUGAUCACCAUCCACCUGCCCUCCCCCGUCACGGCCCAGAAGUACCGCUGUGAGCUGCUUUAUGAAGGACCUGGUGACGAUGAAGCUGCCAUGGGUAUCAAGAACUGUGACCCCAAGGCUCCUUUGAUGAUGUACAUCUCCAAGAUGGUGCCCACCACCGACAAGGGUCGCUUCUACGCCUUCGGCCGUGUCUUCUCCGGCUGCGUGUCCUCUGGCCAGAAGGUGCGCAUUAUGGGACCAAACUUCACCCCUGGAAAGAAGGAGGACCUCUACCUCAAACCAAUUCAGAGGACCAUUCUGAUGAUGGGACGUUACAUUGAGCCUAUCGAGGACGUGCCAUGCGGGAACAUUGUUGGUCUGGUUGGAGUGGACCAGUACCUGGUGAAGACCGGGACCAUCACUACCUUCGAGCAGGCCCACAACAUGAGGGUGAUGAAGUUCAGCGUCAGCCCUGUGGUGAGAGUGGCUGUCGAGGCCAAGAACCCUGCUGACCUGCCCAAGCUGGUGGAGGGCCUGAAGCGUCUGGCCAAGUCUGACCCUAUGGUGCAGUGUAUCAUCGAGGAGUCUGGGGAGCACAUCAUCGCUGGAGCCGGCGAGCUGCAUCUGGAGAUCUGCCUGAAGGAUCUGGAGGAGGACCAUGCCUGCAUUCCACUGAAGAAAUCAGACCCGGUGGUUUCCUACAGGGAGACUGUGUCCGAGGAGUCUGACCAGAUGUGCCUAUCCAAGUCCCCAAACAAACACAACCGCCUGUACAUGAAGGCCCGUCCCUUCCCUGACGGCCUGGCUGAGGACAUCGAGAAGGGCGACGUCAGCGCCAGACAGGAGCUGAAGAUCCGUGCCCGUUUCCUGGCCGACAAGUACGAGUGGGAUGUGUCUGAGGCCCGUAAGAUCUGGUGCUUCGGCCCUGAUGGUACCGGCCCCAACCUGCUGAUGGACGUGACCAAGGGAGUCCAGUACCUGAACGAGAUCAAGGACAGCGUGGUGGCCGGCUUCCAGUGGGCCGUCAAGGAGGGUGCCCUGUGUGAAGAAAACAUGCGUGCUGUCCGCUUUGACGUCCACGACGUGACCCUACACACAGAUGCUAUCCACCGUGGUGGUGGUCAGAUCAUUCCCACAGCCCGCCGAGUGCUGUAUGCCUGCCAGCUUACAGCCCAGCCAAGACUCAUGGAGCCUGUCUACCUGGUGGAGAUUCAGUGUCCUGAGCAGGUGGUAGGAGGCAUCUACGGUGUGUUGAACCGGAAGCGCGGUCACGUGUUCGAGGAGUCCCAGGUCAUGGGGACCCCCAUGUUCAUCGUCAAGGCUUACCUACCUGUCAAUGAGUCUUUCGGUUUCACAGCUGACCUGCGUUCCAACACUGGUGGCCAGGCCUUCCCCCAGUGUGUGUUUGACCACUGGCAGAUCCUCCAGGGAGAUCCCCAGGACUCUACCACCAAAAUCUCUCAGAUUGUGGCUGACACCCGUAAACGUAAGGGGCUCAAGGAGGGCAUUCCUGCAUUGGACAACUACCUGGACAAAUUGUAAAAGGCUACUCUCUCAUUCCCCUGCCUCCCCCCCUCCAAUACUGAGGGACAGGACUGUACAGAUCACCAUGAGCACUAACAUUUGCCAAAAGAAAAGUCAAGACUUUAUGAAUUGUAAACCAUAAAAUAAAUAAAAAAUGGAAAAUAAAAA
Messenger RNA from Salvelinus namaycush (lake trout), 2840 nucleotides. Its product is annotated as elongation factor 2. Gene Ontology annotation, biological process: translational elongation. Gene Ontology annotation, molecular function: translation elongation factor activity; GTP binding; ribosome binding. The record is from RefSeq and is a predicted model, not a curated record. Lineage: Eukaryota; Metazoa; Chordata; Actinopteri; Salmoniformes; Salmonidae. The transcript has 13 exons. Gene Ontology annotation, cellular component: ribonucleoprotein complex; cytosol. Bases 117 to 2690 code for a protein of 857 amino acids.